CCUUCUACCUUCUCAAGUCUCUCCAUCCUUGUUUCUCUCUUUUAAAUCUCGCGAUAUCGAAACCUUAAUCUUAGGAAUGGCAAUGUUAACGAACGGGACUAAGUCGGCGUCGGAUUUCGCGAGGGUGACGGUGCCAGUUUACGUAGGGGACCUGCACCCUGACGUUACCAAUGAGAACCUCAUGGAGCUCUUCUCUACCAUCGGGGAAGUUGAUUCCGUUCGAGUUUGCCGAGAUUUUCACACCGGCUGCUCUCGGGGAUACGGUUACGUCAAUUACAUCUCCUGUCAGGAUGCAAUAAAUGCUAUUGAGAAAUUGAACCAUACUGUGUUGUGUGGAAAGCCAAUUAGGGUUAUGAAGUCACAUCAUGAUCCAGAUUUAAGAAACAGUGGGAUUGGAAAUGUAUUUGUGAAGAACCUAAGUAGAUCAAUUGACUCUGUCAAGCUUAAGGAGAUGUUUUUGAAAUUUGGGACUAUCUCGUCCUGUAAAGUGGCUACUGAAGAUGGAAAGAGCAAAGGAUUUGGAUUUGUCCAGUUUGAUUCUCAAGUUUCUGCAAAUAUGGCCAUUGAAAAUCUUAAUGGUAUAAUAGUUGAUGGAAAGAAAAUCUAUGUGGGUAAAUUCAUCAAAAAGAAUGAUAGAAAAUUACCAAAUCCGGAACUGAAGUUCACUAACUUGUACAUGAAGAAUCUGGACAAAGUCAUGACAAAAGAACUUAUUGAACUGAAGUUUUCUGAGUUUGGAAAGGUUUUUAAUGUGGCAAUUGAAAAGGAUGAAGAAGGAAACCCAAAAGGUUUUGGGUUUGUCAACUUUGCAAAUCCUGAGAGUGCCAAAAAGGCGGUGGAAGCAAUGAAUGGACUUCAACUAGGAUCCAAGAAGCUGUAUGUUGCAAGGGCUCAAAAAAAGGCAGAGCGGAAAACAUUUCUGUGUCAUACGUUUCAGGACAAACGCAAUGAACAAAUUAAAAAAAAUUCGGCUUCAAAUCUAUAUGUUAAGAACAUUGCUGAUAAUAUAGACGAUAGUAUAUUGUGGGAGCAUUUCAGUCAAUUCGGUACUAUUACUUCAGCUAAAGUUAUGCACGAUGAUAAAGGAAACAGUAAAGGUUUUGGAUUUGUUUGUUUCAGCACUCAGGAGGAAGCUUCCAAAGCUUUGAACACUCUUCAUGGACACUUGUUUUAUGGUAAACCUCUUUAUGUUGCAAUUGCCCAAAGGAAAGAGGAAAGACAAGCACAAUUGUUGCGUCAAUAUUCUCAGCGAAUGGCUGGAGUGACAGGCUUAGAUGCUGAUGUUGUCCCUACUAGCUAUCCUCAAGUUUACUAUAGCCCUUCUAAGGUUAUGAAAUGUUUUCCUUCUCAACAAUAUCUCAUGUAUAAAUCAUUUGGGUUGAGAUCGGGAUGUCAGCCAAGUGGAUUUGUUCGUCCAUCUAGACCAGUGCUUCAACGGAAUUCGUCUUCUAUUUUUUCAAGUACUUGGCAGCAAAGACCAAACUGGGCUGAAAUGAAUGCAGAUUUGCUGCCUCAAUCUGGGAAAUCUAUUCUAUCCUUUUCUCACUUGCUCCAACUUAACCAUUCUUUCAAUUCUAAUGGACAACAGACAAAUAAUGUACACUACGAAAGACAGGAAGAUAUGAAUGAUUUAAAACGGACUCUUCCUGCUUCUUCCAACACCGAAAGGAUGGAGAUGCUCAAUAGUAUGCUCGCUACCACUCCACCCCAGCAACAAAAACAAAUGCUUGGUCAACACCUCUUCCCGUUGGUUCAGAAACUCAAGGCGGAGUUGGCGGCUAAAAUUACUGGAAUGUUGCUACAGAUAGAUAACUCGGAAUUACUGCUGUUGCUGGAAUCACCUGAAGCGCUUGCAGCAAAGGUGGAAGAGGCUGCUGGAGUUUUGGAGCUCUCCAAGACCAAAAUGAGCAGCCAUGGUGCUAUUAGUUCUAACAAUUUUUCAUCUGCUGAGAUUGCGGUCAAUUAAUUGAUAAUAAUUCUUAAUAAAAGAUUUCGAUGACACGAUUAAUAA
Messenger RNA from Dendrobium catenatum, 2011 nucleotides. RefSeq names its product polyadenylate-binding protein 4-like. Gene Ontology annotation, molecular function: poly(A) binding; poly(U) RNA binding; mRNA 3'-UTR binding. Gene Ontology annotation, cellular component: nucleus; cytosol; ribonucleoprotein complex. The record is from RefSeq and is a predicted model, not a curated record. The transcript is spliced from 10 exons. Bases 77 to 1966 code for a protein of 629 amino acids. NCBI's taxonomy places the organism in Eukaryota, Viridiplantae, Streptophyta, Magnoliopsida, Asparagales, Orchidaceae.